Molecule: messenger RNA, 1415 nt
Organism: Elgaria multicarinata webbii
Lineage: Eukaryota; Metazoa; Chordata; Lepidosauria; Squamata; Anguidae
Product: protein lifeguard 1-like
Exons: 7
Coding region: 85-1206 (373 amino acids)
Biological process (GO): negative regulation of apoptotic signaling pathway
Cellular component (GO): endoplasmic reticulum; Golgi apparatus
Source: RefSeq, a predicted model, not a curated record
AGCAGCAGCAGCAGCAGCAGAUCAGCUGAGCUGCGCCAGCCCGGCCUGCUCUGAGGUGGUGGCAGACGUGUGAGCCCCACAGCCAUGCAGCAUGAGAAGAGCUUCCUGGUGUCAGGCGAUCCAUUCCCAGGCCAGCAACCUCCCGCCCCACCUGGCUACGCCCAGCCUGCGUACCCAACAGCUCCCGGCCCACAGCUUCAGUUCCAGCCCGCGGUCUACGGCCAGCCUGGCUAUCCUCAGGGGCCCUAUCCCCAGGGCCCGUAUCCAGCUUCAGCGCCCUAUCCGCAGGGACCCUACCCGCAGGGACCCUAUCCGCAAGGAUCCUAUCCACAAGGACCCUAUCCGCAAGGACCCUAUCCUCAAGGACCCUAUCCUCAAGGACCCUAUCCUCCGGCACCAUAUCCACAAGGACCACACCCACAGGACCCCUAUGCUCAGCCACAUCCUGGAGUCCCUGUGGAUCAAGGCUCGCCACUGCACAGCAAUUACCAUGAGGACGGGCCCCCCUCCUACUACGACAACCCGGACUUCUCCCCCACGAACUGGGACGACAAGAAGAUCCGACAGGCCUUCAUUCGCAAGGUGUUCCUGGUGCUGACCAUCCAGCUCUCGGUGACUUUUGCCUUUGUGGCCAUCUUCACCUUCGUGAAGGGUGUGAAGGGAUUUGUGCGGAAAAAUGUCUGGACCUACUACGUCUCGUAUGCCGUCUUCUUCAUCUCUCUCAUCGUGCUCAGCUGCUGCGGGGAAUUCCGGCGGAAGCACCCCUGGAACCUCAUCGCCCUGUCCAUCCUGACCCUGAGCCUCUCCUACAUGGUGGGCAUGAUUGCCAGCUUCUAUGACACAGACGCCGUCAUUAUGGCCGUGGGCAUCACUGCCGUUGUGUGCUUCACUGUCGUCCUCUUCUCCCUGCAGACCAAGUAUGACUUCACCUCAUGCCGGGGGGUGCUGAUUGUCUGCCUGAUGGUCCUGUUCAUCUUUGCCAUCCUCUGUAUCUUCAUCCGGAACCGCAUCCUGGAGAUCGUCUAUGCAUCCCUUGGAGCCCUCCUUUUCACCUGCUUUCUGGCUGUGGACACCCAGAUGAUCCUUGGGAACAAGCAGCUCGCCAUCAGUCCGGAGGAGUACAUCUUUGCAGCCCUCAACCUCUACACAGACAUUAUUAAUAUUUUCCUUUACAUCUUGGCUAUCAUUGGCCGUGCCAAGGAUUAGGCAAACCCACCGGCCCCUUCAGCAUAGAGUUCCUUCCACACGACCCCGAUUGCCUCUUGUCAUCAUGGUUAUCCUCCUCGUUUUGCUCAUGAGACCCCCAGGGUUCUUUUGUUUUCUAGGUUCCUGCCCAUUCCUUGGGAUUGCGGCCUCCUGCUUUCAUGCUCCCUGACUCGUGUUUAUCUAGGGAAGGCUACCCAGAGGGGUUCAGG